AUGACGGGGAAGCGAUCCAAGACUAAUUGCAGAUCUGCUUCUCACAAGCUGUUCAAGGACAAGGCCAAGAACCGUGUUGAUGAUCUCCAAGGGAUGCUCUUGGAUCUCCAGUUUGCCAGGAAAGAGAGCAGAGGCACCGAUGUGACACUUCUUGAGGAGCAAGUGAAUCAGAUGCUCCGUGAGUGGAAAUCAGAGCUCAACGAGCCUUCUCCUGCAUCAUCCUUGCAACAAGGUGGUACUUUGGGGUCUUUCUCAUCAGACAUUUGCCGUCUGCUUCAGCUCUGUGAUGAGGAAGAUGAUGCAACCAGCAAACUAGCUGCUCCCAAGCCCGAGCCUACUGAUCAGAAUCUCCAAAGGGGAUACAAUUUGGUCCAGGGGAAGUCAGAAAUCGGAUUCCCAUUGGCUGAUCAUUGCAAAGAUCCGUCCUUGUUAGAUGGAACCGCUCAUUUGGAGUACAAUCAGUAUGAGUUUGAGCCAAACUUCAAUGGUGGUUUCAACGGUUAUGUUGGAGAGGGUCCUUUGCACAUCUCUACCUUUAUGCCGACCAUCUGUCCUCCACCAUCUGCGUUCUUGGGACCGAAAUGUGCGCUUUGGGACUGCCCUAGGCCUGCUCAAGGAUUUGACUGGUUCCAGGAUUACUGCAGCAGCUUCCACGCUGCACUUGCUUUCAAUGAAGGACCACCUGGUAUGAAUCCAGUUGUGCGUCCUGGAGGGAUUGGUUUAAAAGAUGGUCUGCUCUUUGCUGCUCUUAGUGCAAAAGCUGGAGGGAAAGAUGUUGGCAUUCCCGAAUGUGAAGGAGCUGCAACUGCUAAAUCUCCAUGGAAUGCUCCAGAGCUCUUUGAUUUGACGGUUCUUGAGAGCGAGACACUAAGGGAGUGGCUAUUCUUUGACAAGCCAAGGAGGGCUUUUGAGAGUGGGAACAGGAAGCAGAGAUCUUUACCAGAUUACAACGGACGCGGUUGGCAUGAGUCGCGUAAGCAGAUCAUGAACGAGUUUGGUGGGCUGAAGAGGUCUUACUACAUGGAUCCACAGCCUCUGCACCAUUUCGAAUGGCAUCUUUACGAAUACGAGAUCAACAAGUGCGAUGCUUGUGCCUUGUACAGGCUCGAGCUCAAGCUCGUUGAUGGGAAGAAGAAUUCCAAGAGCAGAGUAUCAACCGAGUCUGUGGCUGACCUGCAGAAGCAGAUGGGGAGACUCACUGCUGAGUUCCCUCAAGAAACGAUCAACAACAACAACAAACGCUGCAUCAAAGGAAGACCGAAAGUGAACGCUAAAGCUACAACGGAGAAUGUUCAGAACACAGUAGAGCAGGCCAAUGACUAUGGAGUAGGUGAAGAGUUUAACUACUUGGUUGGAAAUCUAACCGACUAUUAUAUAGCCUGA
This is a messenger RNA of Microthlaspi erraticum, 1383 nucleotides long. The record is from the annotation of a GenBank genome assembly. NCBI's taxonomy places the organism in Eukaryota, Viridiplantae, Streptophyta, Magnoliopsida, Brassicales, Brassicaceae.